AUGAUAAUAGCUACAACCGCCGGGAGUAGUACUGCUAAACCAAGUACAGAAGUCACUGUACCUACAGGAACCACAAAAAGUAUGAUAGUUACAGUGUUAUUCAAUAAAAUGUGAAUUGAUUUCAGUCGUCACAACUGGUAAGCCGACGACGAUCAAUUUGGGACCAACUACGGCCAAGAUGACAACAGAACAUCAUUCCUCUCCGCGAACCACUAAACGUACUAGGGAAAAUGAUGUUUUAUAAUGUCGAAAGUACGUUCAGAUCCGAGCACAAGCUCCACGAGUAUCGGAACAAGAACGACUUCGGAUAAUGGAGGUGUUAUCAUCAGAAACGGAGAGCCGGUGUCAGUGCAACCGAGCCAAGUGACACAUAAACCGACGGGGACCAAGGGACCGAAAGACGAAGGUGUUGGUGAUGACAAUAAAGAUAAUGACAAAGACGACGAAAAAGAUGACGGAAAACCGAAGCCAAAACCAGGAUCUGUGCCUCAACCUGGUGGUGGAGGUGGUCCUGGAAGUCCCGGUGGCCCUGGAAGUCCCGGUGGCCCUGGAAGUCCCGGUGGCCCUGGAAGUCCCGGUGGCCCUGGAAGUCCCGGUAGCCCUGGAAUCCCGUUCCCUGGAAUCCCAUUCCCCGGCGGAGGUGGUCCUUCGCCCGGCGGAAGUAAAGUUCUAAAUUACCACUGCAGUAUGAUUCAUUUUUGAUUGAUUCAGAUGACGGGAACGACGAUGGUGACAAGGAUGAUGACGAAGAUGAUGAGAAAGAUGAUGAAGAUGAUGGUGGACCCAGUAAACCGGUUCCCCCAGUUGAGCCGCAAGGAAAACCGGAACCAGCAGCACCUUCUCCUGAUCCGAGAGCACAUCAAAAUAGCAAAACGACUAAAGGUGAGGUGGUACUUGUAGCUGAUGCUUUGAAAUCAUUUAUCUGUAGGUACAACUUCCAAGGAUCGUGUGACCACUGCUACCAGAACAAGUGAUAUCCGAUCAAGCAGCAGAUCAAGUACCCUGAUGACUUGGAUGAAACUAGUUUUACGUUACUUUUUCAGAGACGUCCAGCACAGGAACUCCUACUUCAGCCAUGACAACAGGUGGAUCCACUGGAUCGACACGUUUAACGAAGUCUGGAUCAACUACUGGGACCACGAGCACUUUGACAACCACGACUCCGAGUUCAUCAACCAACACAAGUUCGAUGUCAAGUACAAGUACCUCCGGGACCACUUCUGGUUCUAGUACGGAUGCGUCAACAACCACGAGUGGGAACUCGACAACUACUGGGACCAGCACGAGCACAGUGGCCCACAGUACAACGUCUGGUUCCACGGGGACCAGUACUGAUAGCUGGACCACCACUGGAUCAUCCAGUACUUCCACAACAACAACUUCUACCACUGAUGGAGUGACAACUAGUGGGACCACUACUACAAAUGGAACAACUACGGAUAGUACAUCUUCGACAACAUCUUUGGGGACUACGGAAGGUUUCACAACUUUUGGAUCUUCUAAUUUUCAAUCAUUUUCAGGUUCUUCGACGACGUACUGCCCUCCGUGGACCACAACUUCUUCCGCAUUCAGCAGUUCUAGCACCGAUUCAUAUUCUGGUUCGAGUACAGAGUCAACCAGUGGGACCACUCCAAUUGGAUGCAUACCGAUUGUGAUUGUUCCGAUUCCCCGUGAACCGCUAGGACCACCGCUCAAUGUGACUCCAACAACCACCAUUCCCAGUUUGAUGACGUCUGGACCUUCUGGACCGUCUACGGUUACGGCGAUAGGGGUGACAAGUGGGACGGCAAAGGGUUCGAGUACCACUACCACGCCUCCGACAUCUCCUACAACUUCUCAUGGAACAACAAGUACAUUGACAACUCGUAGCUCUUCUACGGCCACAAGAAGUACAACUACUGACAGUACAUCCACAAGUUCAAGUUCAAGCACGUCAACCGACUGGACCUCGACUGCUAUUCCGUCAAUCACUGGUAUGCCAACGUCGGGUAUAUUCAAAUAAAGUCCCCCCUUAUUGAAAAAAAUCCUCCCAAUAUCAUCCUAAGAAAGUCCCCCACCAGGGGCCGGGGGGCUGUUAUUGAAUGAAGUGGGGUGGUAUAAAUGAAUUCAGUAGGGGUUAUUUUGGAAAGGCUGCACUGAAAAGCAAACUGAGAACUUUUUCGUUAGCUUAGCGUCCUGGAAGCAGAUGCAUUGCCUAACAACAAGAACGCCCGGAAGUACUUGAAUCAGAAACCCCUCCCGCGCACUGAGACCCCACCGAGUUAGGAUUAAAGUCCUUCUUUAAAUGGAGUAGGGGGGGCUAUUAUUGAAUGGUGGGGGGCUGAUAUUUAAUGAGUUUCACACGAGUGGGGGGCUUUUUCAAAGUGUGGGGCUGUAUUUGAAUGGUGGGGGGGACUAAUAUUGAAUAUAUCCUCUGCUGAAAAGGAGGGGGGGUGGGGGGCUUUUCUUUAAGAAUACCUAGUUCUUAAACAAUAACCCCCCACUUUGCACUGGCGGGGGCGAUUGUUGAACAGAAGCGUUCAAGUAUGACCGGCCGACGUCAGGAAAAAGCCCCCACCUUUUUUGUACUGGUGGGGGGCUUUUCUAAGGUUGUUUAUAACCUGGACGGUUCUGCUGAGGUGGGGGGCUUUUCUUGAAUUUUCCCGCCAACGUCUUCUAGUACAUUACUGGAUAAGCUGGAACAUGAAUGAACUUUAGGUGUAACUACUACUACAACUCCUGGAAUAUCCACGAAUAGCGAGAGAAAAACGACAAUCGGAAGGACCACAUCAUUGGGAUCAACUAGUACUGUUAAAUCAAGUACAGAAGUCACUUCUCAAGGUAUUGAUGGUUGGGGUAUCUUAUUCAAAUAUCGAUUGAUUUCAGUUGCAACUACGGUCCUUAUCAGCACUUUUGUACCUACAAAAACCACAAAAAGUAUGAUAGUUACAGUGUUAUUCAAUAAAAUGUGAAUUGAUUUCAGUCGUCACAACUGGUAAUCCGACUACGAUCAAUUUGGGAAAAACUACGGCCAAGACGACAACAAAACAUCAUUCCUCUCCGCGAACCACUAAACGUACUAGGGAAAAUGAUGUUUUAUGAUGUAGAAAGUACGUUUAGAUCCGAGCACAAGCUCCACGAGUAUCGGAACAAGAACGACUUCGGAUAACGGAGGUGUUAUCAUCAGAAACGGAGAGCCAGUGUCAGUGCAACCGAGCCAAGUGACACAUAAACCGACGGGGACCAAGGGACCGAAAGAAGAAGGUGUUGGUGAUGACAAUAAAGAUGAUGACAAAGACGACGAAAAAGAUGACGGAAAACCGAAGCCAAAACCAGGAUCUGUGCCUCAACCUGGUGGUGGAGGUGGUCCUGGAAGUCCCGGUGGCCCUGGAAGUCCCGGUGGCCCUGGAAUCCCGUUCCCUGGAAUCCCAUUCCCCGGCGGAGGUGGUCCUUCGCCCGGCGGAAGUAAAGUUCUAAAUUACCACUGCAUUAUGAUGCAUUUUUGAUUGAUUCAGAUGACGGGACCGACGAUGGUGACAAGGAUGAUGACGAAGAUGAUGAGAAAGAUGAUGAAGAUGAUGGUGGACCCAGUCAACCGGUUCCCCCAGUUGAGCCGCAAGGAAAACCGGAACCAGCACCUUCUCCUGAGCCGAGAGCACAUCCGAAUAGCAAAACGACUAAAGGUGAGGUGGUACUUGUAACAGAUGUUUUGAAAUCAUUUAUCUGUAGGUACAACUUCAAAGGACCGUGGCACUACUGCUACCAGAACAAGUGAUAUCCGAUCCAGCAGCAGAUCAAGUACCCUGAUGGCUUGGAUGAAACUAGUUUUACGUUACUUUUACAGAGACGUCCAGCACAGGAACUCCUACUUCAGCCAUGACAACAACUGGAUCCACUAGAUCCACUUCGAAUCUGACUACAUCUGGACAGACACCCACUGGAACAUCUCCCACGGAGAACUCGACGCGUUCAACGAAAUCUGGAUCAACUACUGGGACCACGAGCACUUUGACAACCACGACUCCAAGUUCAUCAACCAACACAAGUUCGAUGUCAAGUAUAAGUACCUCCGGGACCACAUCUGGUUCUAGUACGGAUGCGUCAACAACCACGAGUGGGACCUCGACAACUACUGGGACCAGCACGAGCACAGUGGCCCACAGUACAACGUCUGGUUCCACGGGGACCAGUACUGAUAGCUGGACCACCACUGGAUCAUCCAGUACUUCCACAACAACAACUUCUACCACUGAUGGAGGGACAACUAGUGGGACCACUUCUACAAAUGGAACAACUACGGAUAGUACAUCUUCGACAACUUCUUUGGGGACUACGGAAGGUUUUAAAAUUGUUGGAUCUUCUAAUUUUCAAUCAUUUUCAGGUUCUUCGACGACGUACUGCCCUCCGUGGACCACAACUUCUUCCGCAUUCAGCAGUUCUAGCACCGAUUCAUAUUCUGGUUCGAGUACAGAGUCAACCAGUGGGACCACUCCAAUUGGAUGCAUACCGAUUGUGAUUGCUCCGAUUCCACGAGAACCGCUAGGACCACCGUUCAAUGUGAAUCCAACAACCACUAUUCCCAGUUUGAUGACGUCUGGACCUUCUGGACCGUCUACGGUUACGGCGAAUAGGGUGACAAGUGGGACGGCAAAGGGUUCAAGUACCACUACCACGCCUCCGACUUCUCCUACAACUUCUCAUGGAACAACAAGUACAUUGACAACUCGUAGCUCUUCUACGGCCAAAAGAAGUACAACUACUGACAGUACAUCCACAAGUUCAAGUUCAAGCACUUCAACCCACUGGGCCACGACUGCUAUUCCGUCAAUCACUGGUAUGCCAACGUCGGGUAUAUUCAAAUAAAGUCCCCCCCCCCCUCUAAUUGAAAAAAAUCCCCCAAUAUCAUCCUAAGAAAGUCCCCCCACCAGGGGGGCGGGGGGCUGUUAUUGAAUGAAGUGGGGUGAUAUAAAUGAAUUCAGUAGGGGUUAUUUUUGAAAGGCUGCACUGAAAAGCAAACUGAGAACUUUUUCGUUAGCUUAGCGUCCUGGAAGCAGAUGCAUUGCCUAACAACAAGAACGCCCGGAAGUACUUGAAUCAGAAACCCAUCCCGCGCACUGAGUCCCCACCGAGUUAGAAUUAAAGGAAAGCCCCCCCAAUGUGUCGUCAAAUGUAAUGCAAAGAUGUUAAAGAAAGCCCCCCAUCAGCGCGUCAUCUCGGAUACAUCGGAACAGUGUACCAUAAUUUGGGCGGUCAAAUACGAAAGCAAGUCGUUUUGGUCGUUUUCUCGUCGUUAUGAUCGUUUUUUCACCUCUUUUCGAUGCUUUUUUGCCCGAAAUUCAGAAAAAUCAUGAAAUGUGAAACAUUCAGUGUGUCGAAAUGAUUUAAAUGGAGUGGGGGCUAUUAUUGAAUGGUGGGGGGUUGAUAUUUAAUGAGUUUCACACAAGUGGGGGGCUUUUCUAAGUGUGGGGCUGUAUUUGAAUGGUGGGGGGGGACUAAUAUCGAAUAUAUCCUCUGCUGAAAAGGAGGGGGUGGGGGCUUUUCUUUAAGAAUACCUAGUUCUUAAAGAAUAGCCUCCCACUUUGCACUGGCGGGGGGGAGAUUGUUGAACAGAAGCGUUCAAGUAUGACCGGCCGUCGUCAGGAAAAAGCCCCCACCUUUUUUGUACUGGUUGGGGGCUUUUCUAAGGUUGUUUAUAACCUGGACGGUUCUGCUGAGGUGGGGGGCUUUUCUUGAAUUUUCCCGCCAACGUCUUCUAGUACAUUACUGGAUAAGCUGGAACAUGAAUGAACUUUAGGUGUAACUACUACUAAAACUCCUGGAAUAUCCACGAAUAGCCAGAAACAAACGACAAUCGGAAGGACCACAUCAUUGAGAUCAACUAGUACUGUUAAACCAAGUACAGAAGUCACUUCUCAAGGUAUCAAAAUUAGGGGAAUCUUUUCGAAAUAUUGAUUGAUUUCAGUUGUAACUACUGUUCCUAUCAGAAGCACUUUUGUACCUACAAAAACCACAAAAAGUAUGAAAGUUACAGUGUUAUUCAAUAAAAUGUGAAUUGAUUUCAGUCUUCACAACUGGUAAGCCGACGACGAUCAAUUUGGGAAAAACUACGGCCAAGAUGACAACAGAACAUCAUUCCUCUCCGCGAACCACUAAACGUACUAGGGAAAAUGAUGUUUUAUAAUGUGAAAAGUACGUUUAGAUCCGAGCACAAGCUCCACGAGUAUCGGAACAAGAACGACGUCGGAUAACGGAGGUGUUAUCAUCAGAAACGGAGAGCCGGUGUCAGUGCAACCGAGCCAAGUGACACACAAACCGACGGGGACCAAGGGUCCAAAAGAAGAAGGUGUUGAUGAUGACAAUAAAGAUAAUGACAAAGACGAUGAAAAAGAUGACGGAAAACCGAAGCCAAAACCAGGAUCUGUGCCUCAACCUGGUGGUGGAGGUGGUCCUGGAAGUCCCGGUGGCCCUGGAAGUCCCGGUGGCCCUGGAAGUCCCGGUGGCCCUGGAAGUCCCGGUGGCCCUGGAAUCCCGUUCCCUGGAAUCCCAUUCCCCGGCGGAGGUGGUCCUUCGCCCGGCGGAAGUAAAGUUCUAGAUUACCACUGCAGUAUGAUGCAUUUUUGAUUGAUUCAGAUGACGGGAACGACGAUGGUGACAAGGAUGAUGACGAAGAUGAUGAGAAAGAUGAUGAAGAUGAUGGUGGACCCAGUAAACCGGUUCCCCCAGUUGAGCCGCAAGGAAAACCGGAACCAGCAGACCCUCCUGAUCCGAGAACAGAUCCGAAUAGCAAAACGACUAAAGGUGAGGUGGUACUUGUAACAGAUGUUUUGAAAUCAUUUAUCUGUAGGUACAACUUCCAAGGACCGUGUGACCACUGCUACCAGAACAAGUGAUAUCCGAUCCAGCAGCACAUCAAGUACCCUGAUGGCUUGGAUGAAACUAGUUUUACGUUACUUUUUCAGAGACGUCCAGCACAGGAACUCCUACUUCAGCCAUGACAACAGGUGGAUCCACUGGAUCCACUUCGAAUCUGACUACAUCUGGACAGACACCCACUGGAACAUCUCCCACGGAGAAAUCGACACGUUCAACGAAAUCUGGAUCAACUACUGGGACCACGAGCACUUUGACAACCACGACUUCGAGUUCAUCAACCAACACGAGUUCGAUAUCAAGUACAAGUACCUCCGGGACCACUUCUGGUUCUAGUACGGAUGCGUCAACAACCAGGAGUGGAAACUCGACAACUACUGGGACCAGCACGAGCACAGUGGCUCACAGUACAACGUCUGGUUCCACGGUGACCAGUACUGAUAGCUGGACCACCACUGGAUCAUCCAGUACUUCCACAACAACUACUUCUACCACUGAUGGAGGGACAACUAGUGGGACCACUUCUAAAACCGGAACAACUACGGAUAGUACAUCUUUGACAACAUCUUUGGGGACUACGGAAGGUUUCACAACUUUUGGAUCUUCUAAUUUUCAAUAAUUUUCAGGUUCUUCGACGACGUACUGCCCUCCGUGGACCACAACUUCUUCCGCAUUCAGCAGUUCUAGCACCGAUUCAUAUUCUGGUUCGAGUACAGAAUCAACCAGUGGGACCACUUCGAUUGGAUGCAUACCGAUUGUGAUUGCUCCGAUUCCACGUGAACCGCUGGGACCACCGCUCAAUGUGACUCCAACAACCACCAUUCCCGCUAAAAGUACUUUGAAAACUUCUGGACCUUCUCGGCCAUCAUCUACGGUUACGGCUGCUAGGACGACGACCAGUUUGAGUACUGUGACAAGUGGGACUACAAAGAAAUCAAGUACCACUACCACGUCUCCGAGUUCUUCUAUAUAUAUAUAUUUAGUUCCGAGCACAAGCUCCACGAGUAUCGGAACAAGAACGACGUCGGAUAACGGAGGAGUUAUCAUCAGAAACGGAGAGCCGGUGUCAGUGCAACCGAGCCAAGUGACACAUAAACCGACGGGGACCAAGGGUCCGAAAGAAGAAGAUGGUGGUGACGAGGAUGACGGUGGAAAGGACGAAAACGGCGGAAAGGAUAGUGGUGGCGGAGGUCCUGGUGGCGGAGGUUUGAAUUCAAUCGUUGCAGCACAAUAAUGAAGGUUCUGUUUCAGGUCUCAGUGUUCCCGGACUUCCUGAUGGUCCUAGUGGUCCACGUACUGGAGGCGAUCGUGGUGAUGGUGGUGACGACGGCAAUAAAGAUGAUGGCAAAGACGACGAAAAAGAUGAUGAUAGUGAUAACGACAAAUCUGACGGAAAGCCGAAGCCAAAACCAGAAACUGUGCCUCAACCUGGUGGUGGAGGUGGUCCUGGAAGUCCCGGUGGCCCUGGAAGUCCCGGUGGACCUGGAAUCCCGUUCCCUGGAAUCCCAUUCCCCGGCGGAGGUGGUCCUUCGCCCGGCGGAAGUAAAGUUCUAAAUUACCACUGCAGUAUGAUGCAUUUUUGAUUGAUUCAGAUGACGGGAACGACGAUGGUGACAAGGAUGAUGACGAAGAUGAUGAGAAAGAUGAUGAAGAUGAUGGUGGACCCAGUAAACCGGUUCCCCCAGUUGAGCCGCAAGGAAAACCGGAACCAGCACCUUCUCCUGAUCCGAGAGCACAUCCGAAUAGCAAAACGACUAAAGGUGAGGUGGUACUUGUAGCUGAUGUUUUGAAAUCAUUUAUCUGUAGGUACAACUUCCAAGGACCGUGCUAGUACUAGGACGAAAAGCUCUAGAGCGACUACAGUGACCACUCGGAGUACUGUACGAACUACUAGAUCCACGACAACUGGGACGACUACAGAAGGUGCUUGGACAACAAAAAACUGAUGCAGUUGGAUACUUUUCAGUUGGGACCACAACUGCGCCGACUAGGACCACCGAGUCAACCACAAGUACGUCUACUGUGACCACUGGAUCCACGAGUAUCACCACAUCUGCAAGCUCGACCAGUUCAACGACAUCAACCACUGGGACCACUUCUGGUUCUAGUACGGAUGCGUCAACAACGACGAGUGGCAGCUCGACAACUACUGGGACCACCACUGACACAACUACGGACAGUACGCCUUCACAACUAUUGGAUCUUCUCAUUUUCCAUCAUUUUUAGGUACUUCAACCACUAUUGGCACCACAAUAACACGUGGAACAACUACAGGCUCUUCAACUUCCACUAGAGGUAACCGAAAGUCCCUGGAUCUCGUAGAACUAUGCGAUUUUUGAGGCCCAACGACUACAUCUGUUGGGACUAGCACUUUUGGCACAACUUUGAGUGUGAGAACCACCGGGACCAGCAGGACCACCACUGAUUUGAGUACAACUGCAGGCGUCACGACGCAAGGUGACAAUAUUUGAACAAUUAAAAAAUGAUGGAAUAUGGACGAGUUUCAGGUAUAACUACAACUCGAAGGCCUCCUUCCACGACGCUUCCUCCGAAAUCGACCCGUUCUAAUCCAAUGACGACGACAGUGUCGAGACAAAAAAAGUGCAAGACGGUGUGCGAGAAGGAUCCUUCGCCUGGUCCUGGUCCCCGACCGCCGGGCACUCCGGCACCACGAACAGCGCCGACGAAACCGACGAAACCGGGAGGGACCACGACGAAAAGUACGAAGAGCACAAGGAGCGAUGGAACCACAACGACGUCUGGAGCCACGAGUAUCUCGGGAACUUCUGAAUCCACUUCCACGUCAUCGAGCACACGAAUCUGCACGACGAGCACCGGCGGAACGUCUUCGACGAGCGGAACCACUGGAUCGACCACUUGGGACCCGUGCAUCAGCACUUCCACUUCUGAACGCACCACCACCGGGACCGUGACGACGACGGAGGGCUCGACGACGACUUCCGGCACUUCAACCCCCUCUGAUGUGUCCUCGACGACGUCAGGAACGUCUUCAACGACGAUGAGCUCGAGCUCGACGUCGACAGAUUCUUCUUCGUCGACGUCAAUGUCGACGUCGUCGGAGGCGGCGCCAGUGGCCGAGAGAUUGCAGUCGCUGAAGACGUGCAAGCGGAACUACGACGACAUGGAGUGUCCGGGAUUCUGCGACGAGUUGGGCGCCGCGAGCAAGAGCGCCGAGCAGGGAAUCCACGUGGCGCCCGAACCCUAGUGAGAGUUCUUUCCGCCGCAACCGUCGCCACUUUGCAACCCAUCGACACUCUUUUCAGCAACUGGAUAUGGAUCAUCUUCCUCUCCGUUCUUCUCUUCAUCAUCUACACCAUCAACUUGAUCCUAGGUACCAUCAACGGAAUGUUCGAGUGUGAGUUUCACAUUUUCUCGGACGGAUAAUAUCGAUUUGUGUUCAGGGCGUCGACGAAAAGCUGAAAAUCAUGAGAGCGAUCUGGAAAAUGAUCCGGAAAAAGAGGAAGAAGAAGAGGAAGAAGAAGAAGAAGAAGAAAGACCAAGGGUACCAAAGCGGGAACCUGAAAAGAUUCUGAAACCAGUGGGACCGGUUCAAAAGCUCAAGAGUCCCCAAGAAGCGAAAAAGAAGAAGGAGCCAAAGAGACCACUGAAACGGACCUCAAAGACCAAGAAGCAAAAGUCCCGAAUGCCACAAGAUCCGAGUGUAAAGACCAAAAAAGUGCGAGCAUGGAAAGGUGAGCCCUAAAAUUUUUGCUUUGCACCAAAAAUUUUCAAAUUCUAGGAAGUCAAUAUGAGGACGGAGGCGUCGGACGGUCCAAAAAGAUCUACGUCUGA
Caenorhabditis sp. 36 PRJEB53466 is the source of this 10662-nucleotide messenger RNA. Lineage: Eukaryota; Metazoa; Nematoda; Chromadorea; Rhabditida; Rhabditidae. The record is from the annotation of a GenBank genome assembly.